Emys orbicularis (European pond turtle) is the source of this 2674-nucleotide messenger RNA. It is a transcript of the gene MIGA1, whose product is annotated as mitoguardin 1. Bases 109 to 1911 code for a protein of 600 amino acids. Lineage: Eukaryota; Metazoa; Chordata; Testudines; Emydidae. Gene Ontology annotation, biological process: mitochondrial fusion. The record is from RefSeq and is a predicted model, not a curated record. The transcript has 16 exons.
GGGUGAGGGCACUGGUUGCUGUUCUCACCCCCGGCAGACUGUAAGAUACCAUGACUAAAAUGUUUUCGAGGUAGUUUCACUUAAUGAGGUUAUGGGAGAGAAGGAGCCAUGUCGGAAGAAGCUGUUAGUGAGACACACUUUUCUUUGAGGACAGCAGCUUUACGGGUAUUUGAUUUUCCCCUUUCCUGGUAUUAUUCUGUCAUCCAGGUAAAACUUUCCCCUGGGUUGAAGAAGCUGUUUUUAGUAACAGCAGUAAGUGCAGUUUCUGUAAUUUUUCUGGCCCAUCAUUUUAAAAGAAAACGUGGAAAGAAAAACACAAAAGUGUCACCAUGGGAGCCAGGCCAUCUUGUAUUAGAAUGUACUAAAACAGCUGCAUCAGAAAAAGGUUCCAGUUGUUCCAGUAGCAGACAAAACUUGACUCUUUCUUUGAGUUCAGCCAAAGAAAAAGGAUCUCAGUCUUGUGUUUAUGCAAAUGGAGGACUUUUCAGUAAAUAUUCUGGUUCAGUACAAAGUUUGGCCUCGGUCCAAAGUGUCACCUCCUCUCACAGUUGUGCUUGUGCCAAUUCCAGUUCCUGGGACAAAGCAGAUGAAGAUAUUAAACUUGUAAAUAUUCCAGUGACCACACCUGAAAACUUAUACUUGAUGGGUAUGGAGCUUUUUGAAGAGGCACUACGUCGAUGGGAGCAGGCACUGACUUUCCGUAGCAGACAGGCUGAAGAUGAAGCAAAUUGUAGUUCCAUCAAACUAGGAGCAGGAGAUGCCAUUGCAGAAGAGAGUGUAGAAGAUAUCAUUAGUGCUGAAUUCAUUCAUAAGCUUGAAUCCCUGCUUCAAAGAGCUUAUCGUCUUCAGGAGGAGUUUGAGGCAACCCUUGGGGCAUCUGAUCCUUCUUCCCUAGCUAAUGAUAUUGAUAAAGAUACCGAUAUAACUGUGAAGGAUAACACAGAAGAUUUCUGUCUGCGAGAUACACUGAGCAUUGCAUCAACAGACUCCUUUGUUUCAGCAGCUGAGCUUACUGAACACAGAGAGAUCCGAAAUACCUAUGGUCUAGAGUCUCUUUGCCAUUGUCCAUUAUAUGAAGAAGCUAUGCACUUAGCAGAAGAGGGCAAAAUUUAUUCCAGAAUAUUAAGGACUGAAAUGUUGGAGUGUUUGGGGGACAGUGACUUUCUUGCUAAGCUUCACUGUAUUCGACAGGCUUUUCAGGUAAUUCUUUCAGAAACAGCUAACAGAAUAUUUCUUGCUGAGAGUGGAAGAAAAAUUUUGUCUGCUUUAAUUGUGAGAGCUCGAAAGAAUCCAAAUAAAUUUGAAGAGGUCUUUGAUGAAAUGAUACAUUUUUUAGAGCAAACAGACCACUGGGAUAAUACUGAAAUGGAACUUGCUGCCAGGGGGGUGAAAAAUCUAAAUUUUUACGACAUUGUUCUGGACUUUAUAUUAAUGGAUUCCUUUGAAGAUUUAGAGAAUCCACCCACAUCUAUACAGAACGUAGUAAACAACCGCUGGCUAAAUUCCUCCUUUAAAGAAACUGCUGUGGCUUCAAGCUGCUGGUCAGUACUGAAGCAAAAAAGGCAGCAAAUGAAGGUACCUGACGGUUUUUUUGCACACUUCUAUGCCAUUUGUGAGCAUGUCAGUCCUGUUUUGGCAUGGGGCUUUUUGGGACCUAGAAACUCUCUUUAUGAUUUAUGCUGCUGCUUUAAGGAUCAAGUUCUUUACUUCCUCAAAGACAUUUUUGACUUUGAAAAGGUGCGAUAUUCAACUAUGGAGAAUUUAGCUGAAGAUCUUAUGCAACUGCUAAUGCGUCGCACUGAACUUUUAAUGGCCUACCUUGGAGCCGAUUCACUAAGGCAUGUCAGUGGUUGCAUAAAUGGUCAUGGACACAUCGUGGCCAAUGGGCUUUUGGAAGAAAAAGUACAAUAAGCUUAAAAAACCUAAAUUGAGUGCACCUUGCCUUUUUCCCCCCUCCAAUGCUGUCAUUGCUAUUUUUGAGCAAACAUCUGAAUAUGUAACUGUGUUGCUAAAUAUGGAAUGGACUCAGGGAGAUUAUAAAAAAAAAUUAGGAAAAGAACUGGUGAGCAUAUUACAGUAUAUAUACCGACAUUUAAAAUCACAGCUCAGCUGUCUCUGUAUUUAUAUAUUAUAAUGUACCCCAACGUUUUUUCUGCAAUAUUUGGGUAAAAUUUAUUUAUGAAAUACUGUACAUUUGCCACAGAUAUUAUGUGAUAUGUGGUAUAUGGAGUUAUUAGAUGAGUUUGUCUUUAAGCCUUAUUAUAUGAAAUGUUCAGUACAAACUCUGCAAUGUGCUUUAUGUCUAGAAAGUGUUUCAGCCAAGGUAUACACAUCUUUCAACUUAUUAUGUGAUACACCUGCCCCCCCCCCAAAAAAACCACCUUUACAAAAUAUUUAACUACGCUCUAAAAUUGUGUUUGUGUAUGUAAGCAGUCAUUUUGUAUUGAAACAUAACGGAGUUGAAUGCAGUCACCAUUUGGGCAGCUGAAAAUAACACGAAAAACUCAAUGCUAAUUGGUGUUGGCUUAAAAUAUGUAAAUACCUCAUCACUGAAGUUGACAUUUGAAAUCACUAGUGUGAGAUCACUGUUUGGUAUAUUCUAAAAGUAGUGACAGUUUUUUCAGGUUAAUUAAUUGGUUUAAAACCCAUCUUUCUAGGUUUUUAAAACGAUGCG